Molecule: messenger RNA, 1407 nt
Organism: Trichoderma asperellum CBS 433.97
Lineage: Eukaryota; Fungi; Ascomycota; Sordariomycetes; Hypocreales; Hypocreaceae
Product: putative secondary metabolism biosynthetic enzyme
Biological process (GO): biotin biosynthetic process
Molecular function (GO): pyridoxal phosphate binding
Source: RefSeq, a predicted model, not a curated record
AUGGUGUAUUAUGAGUCUCUCUUUAAGGAGAUGCUCCAGGGGCAGGAGCUCCGCCGCCCCGCGAUGAAAAAAAGCGAGCCUGCGUUCUUUCAAAGGUUAGAACAGGCUAUGGAUGUCCAUCGUGAAAAGAUCCGCCUCAACGUGCUCAAACCGCGAUGGGAUGACAGCGUUCUUGACCUCACAACCAGUGACUUCCUCUCUCUUAGUCGCACAGGUCGAAUACGAGAGGCUUUUCUCGCUGAGUUGGCCCGCUGCGGCGACUUUAGACUAAGCGCUUCGGGUUCUAGAGUGCAGUACGGCAACUACGAAUACAUUCUUGAGGUGGAGCGUGAGAUUGCCGCUUUUCACGGAGCAGAGACGGCGUGGAUUUGUCACUCAGGGUUCUAUGCUAAUAUUGGUGUGCUGGAAGCCAUUGCGCUCCCGGGAGAUGCUAUUGUAUUCGAUGAAUUUUCUCACGCGAGUACGGGCGUUGGCAUGAAAGUCAGUGUGGCUGCGCACAAGAUCCCAUUCCAACAUAAUAGCGCGGACUCCUUGAGAGAUGUUUUAACUUCGCUCAAGGAUUUGGAUCCAGGAUUUACUAAGGGGGAAAAAUCUAUUCUCAUCUGUGUCGAGAGUCUGUAUAGCAUGGAAGGUGAUCUGUGUCCGCUGAAAGAGCUGGUUAGUGUAGCAAAGGAGGUCUUUCCGAAUGGGAGCGCGCAGUUCAUAAUAGAUGAAGCGCAUAGCAAUGGCGUUAUUGGCCCUAAUGGUGGAGGAUUGGUUCAAUUACUGGGAUUGGAGAAGGAGAUCGCUAUACGAGUUCACAUGUGUAGUAAGGCAUUAGGAUCAACUGGGGGCGUUAUUUUAUGUAACCAAACAGUACGGAGUGCUCUUGCUCAGUACUCACGAUGUUUGACAUACAGUGGUGCACCCUCAGUACCCAUGGUCGCUUCCAUUCGGGCAGGCUACCAAUUGCUAUCGAGCGGCCAGACGCAAAAAGAACAAAACCAUAUCCAAGAAAUAGUAAAAUACUUCUUCGGAUCUCUUCUUGACCACCCCAUCUGGCAGGAAGCCAUGGAUGAAGGUCUCAUAUCCGUUCCGCUCGCCGAAGACUACGAACAACGCUCUGUACUUUCGCACGUCGUACCCAUUAAGGUGAAACCGGGCCAUGAUUUCUUUCUCUUCACCCACUUGGCCAAGGCCAACAUGAACGCUUAUCCCAUGGCAUAUCCCGUUGUACCAAAGGGCACGGCAUUGGUCAGAAUGUUGUUCCAUGCUCAUAACACGAAGGAAGAGGUUGAUAAGAUAAUUACUGCCGUCGGUGAGUGGGCGGAUGAGAUACUGUCAAUCGAACGAGGCGAGUCAAAGAAUGUCAUACCGAGCUCGAUGAGAGAAUUUCUUGCCAUGCAAGGAACGAACGGGUGGGAGUGA